GAAACCCCCAUUCGGAACCGCGUUCCGCGGUGUUCCGCCGCGCCAUGGCGCCGCGGCAGCUCCCGGACGGCUUUGGGGCGUCGCCGCUGUUGGUGAUGGCGCCGAUGGUGAAACAAAGCGACCGGGCCUUUCGGGCACUGGUGAGGUCCUAUGGAUGUACCCUUUGCUACACCGAAAUGUUUAUGGCAGAGGACUUUGCAAGCUCGGCGGAGUAUCGGCAGAGAGCGCUGGGAGAUGGUGUGGAUGCGGAGGAUCAUCCGCUGGUGGUGCAGUUUGCAGCCAACGAUGCAAAGAGCUUGCUGCCAGCCGCCUUGAAAGCGCAAGAGAUGGGUGCCGAUGGUGUCGACUUGAAUUUGGGCUGUCCACAGCGGCGCGCCAGGGAAGGUCGAUAUGGAGCCUGGUUGGCGAACGAUGAAACUGAAUGGCCUGGCAUUGCCAAGAUGCUGAAAGAGUGCUCGGACUGCUCAGAGCUGCGCAUCCCAUUGAGCUGCAAGAUACGCCUGCAGCACACACUAACAGCCACCAUGAAAUUUGCUCAGCUGUUGGAAGCCUCGGGAUGUGCACUGCUGACCAUCCAUGGCAGGAAGCUUCUCUGUAGCAAGAGCAAGCAUCGUGAGGGUCCAGCAGAUUUGGGGGCCAUAGCAGCCGUCCGUGGCGUUUUGCGCAUUCCGGUGCUGAGCAACGGCAACGUGCGCUGUCCGGCGGAUGUGGCGCGGAAUCUGCGGAGCACUGGCUGUGAGGGCAUCAUGGUGGCAGAGCAGUUGCUGAAUGACCCUGCCCUCUUCGCGCGUGCCACCGCAAUCGGAGCAUUUGCUGCCGGGCCUGGCCCUAGUGCAGAGGAGUUGGUGGACGAAUACCUGGCACAUUGUGCAACCUUCGGUGCUGAGGAUGAGAACGUGUGUUUUUCCACCUGGGGCGCCAGUAAUGGGCAUGUGAUCCGCGAACACGUGCAGAGGAUGAGAUCAGAGAGGGGACCUGCAUCCUAUGCAUCUCAAGAUCACAAAGCAAUGAAGAGGACUGCCAAAAGAACCGCAGAAGCCGCCGGCUUCGCGGCGCAACGCAGGUAUCGGAACUACAUUCUUGGAGCACCAGUAGCACCAGUGGCAGAUUGCUUUGUGGUUUGUUCCCCACCAGUCUUCAACACUCAACAGCUGGAGCCCCCUGCAAAUCCCAGGGCACGGCAUCGCCCUGUGCCGUUGCAUGGCACUCCGCCUUUGCCAAACCUGGUCCAGCUACCAGCCCGGUGCUGGGUCCGCGUGGUGCCGGCGCGGCAGCAAGCCAUGUGGCAACGUCGGGCGCGGUGGGUCUGCAGGCCGCUGCCAACGCCCCAGCUGCCACAGUGGGAGGCUGAGGUGGUGGAACAGCACCCGCAGCAGCGAGCCACACAGGUGCCAGACAGGUUGAAAGCAACGCCUGCUGGGUUCAAUGGCAGCAGGCGCCACAUGGCUGUCGGGAGAUUGAUGGAUGGGGCGAGAGAGAGCAUCAUAGAGAGGAAGGAGGCGCCAAGGGAAGGAGGACCCCACCUGAACCUUUGGCAGCCACUCAUGACAGACUCCAACCAGCCUUUCAUUCCAUUGCCCCCGAAAUCACCUCAUGUGUGCACCGCGCACACCAAGCCGCCGCCAGACGUGUCGUUGCCACCACUUCCACCAACAACUUCUUUGGAGGGACAAAAACCACAGUGCCGGACCUGGAAGGUCCAUGUCCAGGUCACGACCAGGAAGCGCGCCAUUACGCUGGGUAUCCCGGACGAGCACACCUGGCACACCUGGCACACCUGGACCAGGGCAUUACAGCCCCAAGGGCACAAGGCCGAGCCCUUGUAUGUCAGAGCCUACGAGGGUCAGAAGUCUCAACUGGGCUCGACCAGCCCUGUGGUGAUGCAGACAGCGGUGAAUCUGGCAGGGCUGAAACAGGCCCGUGGCCUCCUGGACGAAGCUGAAGCUUUGGACAGAGAGGCGAUGCAAGGCUGCCGCGAGUUGCUGGGCACCUGCAAUGAACAAACGCUGCAGAGCGGCAACUGCUUAGCCAGGCUCUUGCACGAGCAGGGAAUGCUGCAGGAGUCAGAGGAGCUCAUGCUGGAGGUCUUGGAGGGCCGCAUGAGAUUGUUGGGUGAAAGCGACCCGGCGACCCUGACGACCCUGAACAACCUGGGUGGCUUGUACUUCACCUGGGGCCGUUGGGCAGAGGCAGAACCGCACUUCUUCGCAGCCCUUGAAGGGCGCCGUGCGGUGCUAGGACGACAGGAUCCGGCGACGCUUCAGAGUGCCAACAACCUGGCGGCGCUCUUUCAGGCACGCGGGCGACUCGACAAGGCCGAACCCUUGUAUCGCGAGUCGCUGGCGGGCCGGCGGAACGUCUUGGGAGACAUGCACCCAGACACCCUGACGAGUUGCAGCAAUUUGGCCUCGCUUCUGCACACCUUGAACCAGCUUGAGGAGGCGGAGAAACUGAUGAACGAAGCGUUGAACGGCCGUCGCUUGCUGUUGGGGAACAUGCACAAAGAUACCUUGACCUCCAUCAACAACCUUGCAGGGCUCAUGCGAACGCGGGGAAAGCAUGAGGAAGCAGAAGAUCUCUACGAGGAGGCGCUGAGGGGUCGGAAGGAUUUGUUGGGCAGUGCCCAUAUGGACACCUUGAUGACGGCCAACAACUAUGGCUGGGCAGCCUGCGGGGUGGAAGAGAAUCACCCCCUACAUCAACCGGUCAGCAGAAAACUAAACUCCAAUUACCCUCUGGUAAAUAAACAUAGACCCUGA
This is a messenger RNA of Cladocopium goreaui, 2759 nucleotides long. NCBI's taxonomy places the organism in Eukaryota, Dinophyceae, Suessiales, Symbiodiniaceae. The record is from the annotation of a GenBank genome assembly.